Molecule: messenger RNA, 2189 nt
Organism: Linum trigynum
Lineage: Eukaryota; Viridiplantae; Streptophyta; Magnoliopsida; Malpighiales; Linaceae
Source: the annotation of a GenBank genome assembly
CCUUCUUUUUUUUUUUUUUUUAUAUCAGUCUCCAACACUCUUUAAAGGUCAAUUUCAUGAAUGGUCAUUCAGCUUUAUUUUGUAACCGACUGCUCAUGAUUGGUGAAACUUGAAAAGAUAAACAUUUUGGAGAUUAUUUAUCAUCACAAGAUCAAGUUAGUCCAACUUGUCCGAGUUAGUGUGCUACUUCAUCAAAAUAGAUAAUAUGUAUUUCACACGACAUUUUUAUUGGCUCAUAUAUAACCCAUUACGCUAAAAAAUAACCUAAAGAAACUGAUUACUCAAUCCAAUAAUUAUUGAGCCUACUUCUCUAACCCUCUACCAAAUAGCUAAUAGGAGGGCUACUAUGAACUUUUUCAUUAUUAUUUUUAGUGAGUUAACACUCCAAAUCUAGAUAACUUAUGCUAAAAAAUUGUUAACUAUUAUAAAUCUUAGUGAAUUAUUUGUUACCAACCCAAAAGUUCGGUGACCAUUUCUGCAAUGGACCCAACUUGGUCCUUUCUAGUUUCCAAGUAUCCUACUUUUGUGUUUUUUGCUGGUUCUCUUAACAAAAUUUUGGAAGUCCUUUCUUCCAAGAUUUUUUGUCCAGCUUUUCCUCAACAUGUUCACCUCAAAUUUAUGCAAACAGGGGUGGCAAUGUCCCCCCAUCUCUUGUAUGGUAAGGAGAGAUUUGACCAAAUAAGUCACAAAAAAAUCGAGAUUGAUAUAUUUUUCAAAUUAUAAUGACCCAUUUUAAGGUCAGAUUAAUGAUUAAGAUGAAAGAACUAACAUGAGACGAUAUGUUUUAAUAAAAUUGAUAAUCUUUAUUUUCAAAUCUGUUUUCUAAUAAUUUGAUUGUUGAUAUAUUAUUACAAAUUUAAAUUAUCUCAUUAUUUUGUUAUGUAUGUUAUGAUAAUCUUUGGAAAAGGAAAUCAAUAUAUUGAUGUAAACGUACAUAUUUAGACUGAUACAUGUUCAUAAACUAAUUUCGGUUUCAGACCAACGUUAAUAGUUCGAUUUAUUAUGAGGAAAGUUGUUUGUUACUGCAGCAUCCUUCUUCCUUGCGAUUAAGAGGAGGGCCAACGGCCGUCCGCAGGCCAGCUGCAUCAACGAUAGCCAUUCUCUCUUUCGUUUCGUUUUGAUUACCUCGGAAAAUGGAUAAAUAAUUAAUAACGAAUCAAGUUAAUCGAAUUCCGCAGCAAGAAACUGCUUAGUUACCUUUUUUGGGUCUCGGUGUGAAGCUCGGAGACAGAAAUGGCCGUCCGUCGCUGUCACACACCGCCGGCGGUCGGGAAAGAGAGCUCCGGAACGGCCAGAUUUCCUCCCGGUCAAUAUAUCGCAAAAUAGUCAACAUAUCGCGUAAAUAUCGCGAUAUAUAGAUAUAUCGUGAGAUAUCGCCAAUUUCACUUUCUCGUCAAUUUCUCGCGUUUCGAUUUUGGUUUUGAGAACUCGAAACGUUCCGCGUUUCUACGUUUUUUUGCUCCCGUUUCUCGCUCCGCGUGGGUUUGGCCGCACCGUUUUGCUUUGGAUGGGCUAUUUCCGCCUGACGAGGGGGUAUUUGGCGGGUUCCUUAUGGGCCCUCUCGGAAAGGCAUAUUGGACUUCACCCGCUGAAUUUCAUGGGCCUGCGGCUGAUAUUCCUGCGGCCCGCGUUGGUUUUCCCGGUUUUAAAAAAACACCAACUAUAUAAAUACGACCUAUCGGAAUCGGAACCCCACCACCGCAGCGAUCUCCCGCCUUUCCUAGAUCGUCUGAAAUGAAAUCCCUAAAAUCUCUUAGAUUCCGGCGCUACAAGCAUUUUUCGCGAUGGCGGUGGAUGGUCGAAAAGAGCUCACGGCGAAACUAGAGGGGCUCUUGGCGAAAGUAAAGGAGUUGGAAGAGCUCGAACGCGAAGAGGUCGAAGGAGAAGGAGAAGGAGGAGAAGAAGAAGAACUCCCGGCUUAUGGUCCACUCGGUCGCGAAGCCACACUGACGCUGGAGAGGACUUGCGCGCUCGACGAUCACCUGGCUCGUUUGCAGGAAAAGCUGCGAUCUGGAAUCGAUCUCAACGAAUUGAGGCAGCACGUCGAGCAGGUUAGCGAGAUGGUGGAAGCUCUGCGUGAAGCAUAUUUCAGCCAUGUAACGGCAAUCGAAAAAGGACUCUGUUCUUAUUAGAUUUGCUGGUUCUGUCUUUCUUUUCUAGUUCAUAUCAAUGUAGGAUCUUUUUGAGCU